Messenger RNA from Esox lucius (northern pike), 3222 nucleotides. It is a transcript of the gene trib1, whose product is annotated as tribbles pseudokinase 1. Bases 504 to 1571 code for a protein of 355 amino acids. The transcript is spliced from 3 exons. The record is from RefSeq and is a predicted model, not a curated record. Gene Ontology annotation, cellular component: nucleus. Gene Ontology annotation, molecular function: protein kinase activity; mitogen-activated protein kinase kinase binding; ATP binding. NCBI's taxonomy places the organism in Eukaryota, Metazoa, Chordata, Actinopteri, Esociformes, Esocidae. Gene Ontology annotation, biological process: regulation of MAP kinase activity; protein phosphorylation; positive regulation of proteasomal ubiquitin-dependent protein catabolic process.
GCUGUGCAGUGUUCAUGUGUCAUUCACAGGGAGGCUGAACCGGGCGGAGUUCCAGGCUGUUACGCUGAGCUUUGGAAUCAGCAGCACGCGCUGUAGAUCUCCCACUCUUUCUGCUUGAACCAGACCGUGUCUCUCACUCCGGAUGGAUACGGCGUUGAGAAUUGUUACUAAAAAGUACAGCGCUGUUCCCCCCCGGCAUCUGUCUCUAGUUUCAACCAGCCGCUACUAGACCUUUUGUGGACCUAAUAGGAAUUUCCGAUAACAGGGUUUGAUAAAAACCUGGAUGAAGGAUUUUGUUUUGUUGUGUUUUUUAAAGUAGGCUACAGCAUAUUCCACUACCAGGUCGCUGAUGGAAAGUUGGAUUUGCUGUUGGAUUAAACGAAACUGUUGAGAAUGCAGCUGUGGCGAAAAACCAGCUGAUGGAACACGCAAUUCACAAUUCAUCGCAGUGAUCUUGUUUGAAAACAUCACACGGUCCAUUUCGCGGAGUGACAGUUCGGUGUAUGAGAAUGAUUAACGUUCAGUGGAGCAACCCGGUCUCGUGCAUCCGCACUGGAAGACUGGGACAUAAACGGGUGGACUCAGAAACAGGUGACGAGACAGUUUCUAAAUGCUCCAGACUAAGCGAGUCUCCCGGUGACGCCGCACUGCUCGGUAGCUCGCCGGGAUCCCCUUUGACUCCGGUUCCCUUGAGCAGCUUUCCUACCCAGCAAGGUCCGUCCAGGAUCGGACAGUUUUUGCUCCUACCUAUGGUGGACCGAGACAUGAUGCACAGCGCACUUAACAUUGACACCAGAGACGAACUGGUGUGCAAGGAGUUUGAUCUGCGUUUGUACCAGGAGAAGAUCCGGGCCUACAGUGUGCUGCCCGUUCACAGGAACAUCGCCUGCAUCCGAGACAUUGUCCUAGGGGAGCGCCAGGCGUACGUUUUCCUGGACAAGGGCCACGGGGACAUGCACACCUUAGUCAAGAGCUGCAAGCGUCUGAGCGAGGGCCACGCCGCGAGGCUCUUCCACCAGGUGGCGUCAGCCGUGGCACAUUGUCACCAGCACGGCGUGGUUCUGGGAGACCUGAAGCUGCGCAAGUUCGUCUUUUCCAACGAAGAGAGGACCCGCGUGAAGCUGGAGGGUCUGGACGCCUGCCACGUCCUGGGCGGGGACGACUCCCUGUCCGAGACCCACGGUUGCCCGGCCUACGUCAGCCCGGAGAUCCUCAAUGGGCCCGGCUCCUACUCCGGCAAGCAGGCGGACAUCUGGUCCCUGGGGGUCAUGCUCUACACCAUGCUGGUGGGCCGCUAUCCCUUCCACGACCCCGACCCGGCGGCGCUCUUCUCCAAGAUCCGUCGGGGCCAGUGCUGCCUCCCUGAGGACCUCUCGCCCCGGGCCAAGUGCCUGCUCCGCUCGCUGCUGAGGAAAGACCCAUGGGACAGGCUGACGGCUGCCGAGGUGCUCAUCCACCCCUGGUUCGCUGCCGCCACACAGGAAACAGCAGCCAGUGAACAGGAAGUCGCUUUGGCGGAACAGGAAGUACCUUCCUUUGACGCGGAGGAGGAGAGCAAUCUUUUCUGUUGAUGGUUGACAUCACUGUGAAUCACUCAACCUACGACCGUAGAUGGAAAUCGGACCAAAAGAUGUUCAAAUGUUACCAAAUGUUAUUAUAUUGUGGCAUAUUUUAUAACCUUUUUUGUUAAGGUUUGAAACUCAUUUUAUGCAGAUUUUAACUCCAGGUACUGUGCUGCUUCGACUGUGUCUUAGUUAGUUUAAGGGCAUUGUGUGACAACUGUCAUUGUCCGUGUUCAAUAGAAGUCAUUUGGUGCUAAAAACCGUCUCACAAUAACAUGCUGUUUGUUAGAGUAGAUUAAAGCUCAAAUCUGCAGUUCAAAUAAUGACAAAGUGGACACCCCUACCACUGUGUUGGUAAACAGCUGAAGGAUAGUGGAGUCAGCUGAUGAAGGUACAUCAGAAAGUGGUUACUAACGUCACCAGAGUCCCAGGGAUUCACACAGAAAAAUGCAGACACACACACACACACUUGCACACGCUUUCCUCACACCACAGACACUGUGGCUGGCUGACAGGCUGAGUCACCAAAUGGCUCUUAGGGCAUGGCUGUCUUCCAGGCUGAUAGGAGUUAGAGAUAGGAUGGCAGCGUGGCAUCUGCUUUACCACCGUAAGCUGUUCCCUGUCAGGCUCACUGAGUGGGGUGACAUUUACCGGGACAUCUCUCCCUCUCUCCCUCUCUCCCUCUCUCCUUCUCUCUCCUUCUUCCAACCCGCCUCUCCUUCCUCUCUCUCUCUCAGCAUCUAUCUAGCUAAACACUGACCCUGACUGUUGGUGUUGUAGCCUGCUCUUAUCGGUUUCACAAAUACGGCCCCCCCCCCCCCCGUCACAACCAGUGCCACCCUAUUUCAAUACAUUGUGCUUAUAUGGGUCUGGUGAAAAGUUGUGCACUUUGUAGGGAAUAGGCUGCGAUUUGCGAGGCCUGGAGUGAUUUGUGGAACCCGUGGUCUAAAGGCCACCCUAAACCCUACGAAUGGGAUCUAAAGUAGUGCACUGCAGUGUUGUGUAGGGAAUAGGAUUCCAUUUGGGACUGUUUAGGGAAGACAUAAGAACGCAGGAGGUCUGGUGUUAACUACAAUACCUUCACGUUUUUAAACCGCUUUUUUGCCCAGACUUCCCUGUGUUCCCUGCUCUCUUUCCAAGGUUCUGGUUCUACUGAGCUGCUCGUCAGAGGUUGGACUAUAUCUGUGUUCCAAAUGACCACCUAUUACGAAUGUAGGGCACUAAUUUGACCCCAGCCUUAUGGGCCUUGGUUAAAAGUAGUGAAUUAUAUUUGGAAUAGGGUGCUUAAAGGAGGGGGAACGAUCCCCAGCACCCAGUCAUUCUGCUGGAUUCUGGCCUGCUGUGGCCUGGGUGGGUUCUCAAGCAUCAAGCAGCUGUUUUAUUCUGAACUGCUUUUUAUUCCAGAAUCUGUUUGUUUUCCCUCUGAAUGUUUUUUCUAUUGGAUUUUAGGGUGAACCACGUGCACAAGUGAUUUAUCUGACCGAGGGGCAGCACAUUCCUAUAGCACUGUGAAGUAUGGGUGACACCACCUCAAGACUUGACCACAUUUAAACAGAAAGUAGAAUUCAUUGUAAAAAAAAUAAAAAUAAACUACAUGUAAAUAUGUAUCUUUUAAUCACGUGAGAUGGAGUUGAAUAAAGAUCUCCUGUUUUCAUAUUCA